Molecule: messenger RNA, 210 nt
Organism: Metarhizium robertsii ARSEF 23
Lineage: Eukaryota; Fungi; Ascomycota; Sordariomycetes; Hypocreales; Clavicipitaceae
Exons: 1
Coding region: 1-210 (69 amino acids)
Source: RefSeq, a predicted model, not a curated record
AUGUCCCCUACAACCACGCUCAGCGUCUACACUUCUCUUGACGCAGAGAAGGCUGCGCAGAGCGGCGCCUUUCUCACAGCCUGGCCUGCUGAUGAAACCGUUAUUUCGCUGCCUUCACUGAAGGACCUUUCUCUGGAGACGGGAUACCGAAAACCUUCCAUGGAGGUGCAUCUCAGAAUUCGUCGAUCGAAAGCCUUCCGCAAUCUAUAA